UGUUGACUAGACUACAAUACGUAAUUGACAAUUUUACGUGUGAUGAAGAGAUAAGUCACUGGGUAGUUGAUGAUGAUUGUAUUGAGUUAUGUGGUUAUGUAGACGAAGUAGUAGGUAUGAAAAAGGUGGUCGUCGGAAGAGCCUUCAAUGACAGGAUUAUCAAUCUUCUGUCAGUCAUUGUUAAUAAUGGUGGCAACAGUCGAAUCUGCGUUCUGUUUUGGGGAGACACAGCUACCCAACUUUUUGGUAACUUAUCUGAACGAUCCAUCAUUACUAUCAAACGUGCAAAGGCGCAAAAACGGAAUUCUCAGUUUCACGACCCAGAAGAUGGUGUGGGACCCAUUGAAUUAUCAACAACGCAAGUAUCUACUGUUGUUAUUGAAAACUUUUUAUUUCACCCUCUAAAAGUUCCCAUUCCACCACAACAUCAAGGAAAUUCCUGUUUAGUUCAACGAAGAAGCGAAGACCUACUUCAGGAUUAAAAUCAACUGCCGUUGAUUAACUGCUGGCAGAAAUAUUUGCUUUUUUAUUUGUCAGUUUGAUUAAAUUCUCGAUUCAGUUUUUUUUUUUUAAAGAAGACUUAGUUUUCUGUAUUUUAAUAUAUUUUUUUUUUAUUAUAUCUAUCAUUAGUUGUGAUACUUAUCGCAGUGUUAGUCAGUAAAUACAAAGACUAUUACAUGUUACCGGAUACCUGAUAUAUGUAUAAUAAUCAUAUCAUCGUUAAUUAAAUGUACUGAAAGUACGUAAUUUUAAUUUAUAAGAACUGCGAUAGGUUACAAAUGGUAAUAUUAAGAUAAAUAUAAUGUUUUUAUUUUCUGUAUUGAAUAAAUAAAUAAUAAUUUAAAUAAUUAUUUCUAAUUCAAAAUUUUACUUAAGGAAAUUAUGUGUUCAUAUUUCAGAGUCGAAGGCGAAAUUGUCAAGGUACUUAUUUAUUUUUAUUUUUAAAUUUUAUUUAACGUUAUCAAAUUAAAAUUAUAUGAGUGU
Messenger RNA from Cotesia glomerata, 984 nucleotides. RefSeq lists its product as uncharacterized. Bases 117 to 482 code for a protein of 121 amino acids. The record is from RefSeq and is a predicted model, not a curated record. NCBI's taxonomy places the organism in Eukaryota, Metazoa, Arthropoda, Insecta, Hymenoptera, Braconidae. The transcript is spliced from 4 exons.